This is a messenger RNA of Cherax quadricarinatus, 1069 nucleotides long. The record is from RefSeq and is a predicted model, not a curated record. Lineage: Eukaryota; Metazoa; Arthropoda; Malacostraca; Decapoda; Parastacidae.
CAUGCAGAAAAUUCAUGCCUACCCCGAGCGUUACCUGGCCUCCGUGUGGCUGGUGAGGAAUGUAGCAUACUUCCUGCCGGAGACUCUGCUGGGGUGGGUGUUCCGAGCUCUCUCAGCUCGAUAUCCUAUCCUCAUGUCCAACCUAGCAGGACCCUCCCACCCCAUCAACCUCUGGGGACACGACCUCCUGAAUAUCUUCUACUGGAGACCCCCGCAGGAUGGCGCUGUGUUGUCCGUGUGCGUGGCGUCGUACUUGGGUCGUGCCCACCUGGGCGUGGUUGGAGACAUGAGGGUAGUGCCCAACGCUGCUACUUUGCCCCAGGCCUUCGUUACACACCUGAAUGAACUUGCUGUCAACACUGGUGUUAGGCUAGAACGUAGAUCAUCACGUAACUGGUCGAGAAGUGGCUCUCCAGGCACCACGCCCAUACCAACACCACCGCCCACGCCCACACUCACGCCCACUUCCUCACAUAAAAGCUUGUUCUUACAGUGGGGGAGACCUAAACCAGUUGGUCACUUAACCAGAAGACGAUCCUCUGUCUUCUAAAGAUCUCAUCUUCCUCCAUAAGAAUGAAGAAACACUGCCGAAGGCCUUCUGGCCCAUAUAAAGCAGGUUCUUAUCAAAACCACCACUGAUAUAUUUGCCCAAUCUCUUUUUAAAGCUACCCAGGGUCCUAGCCUCUAUCACCUCACUCGGAAGACUGUUCCACACAUCCACCUGGACAGGACAAGAGUCUUCUCACACCUUCUGCCACCUUUUCACCUGGUUGUAAAUAAGAACUUAGGGUGUGCAAGAAAGGUAUAAAAUACCGACAAUAUGAAAGCUUAGACACAUGCAACAUCUGGGUAUCUUUAUUGUAGACGUUUCGCCAUCCAGUAUUGAUAAAGCCACUGGAUGGCGAAACAUCUACAAUAAAGAUAUCCAGAUGUUGCAUGUGUCUAAACUUUCAAGAACUCAGGUGUUAGAAGACUGUUGUGGGUGGCAUCAUGGGUAGGACGAGACAUGGACAAGUCACCUGACACGCUUCACUUACCAGGAUGUAAAGUAAAAGGACACAAGUGCAAC